AUGGAACUCUUUGACCAGAACCGUUUUGGCUUGGCCAACGUCGCCAAUCUUCUGUCCAAUCUUGGUCUGGCCCAUCAGCUCGUCAGGAACAACAAAAUCCAUGUACAGUUUGUAUUUGGAGAAAUGUUUCCCGUCCUCCAUGUCGUAGCAUUUCUCGGCCUCCUGGACGGUAUUGAAGACGACGAAAAAUCCAGUUCUGUGAGUAAGAAUGCGAUCGAAGUUAUGGUUGGAAAGAAGCUUUCUGAUAUCGGCAGAGUUCACGUUGCGGGUGUUGACAAACUUGUCGGGAAUUAG
Messenger RNA from Ogataea philodendri, 294 nucleotides. RefSeq lists its product as uncharacterized. The coding region runs from base 1 to 294 and encodes 97 amino acids. Lineage: Eukaryota; Fungi; Ascomycota; Pichiomycetes; Pichiales; Pichiaceae. The transcript has a single exon. The record is from RefSeq and is a predicted model, not a curated record.